AUGCGACCGUUCACAAGGUCCAUCGGCCAUGCCCAACGGCAUUCCGGCUUCAUCACAUCUUCCCUUGUACGGCAGUAUUCUGUACCACGCUCGAUACAUGCCCGAACCAUAUCCACCAUCUUGUCCAAAUAUCCAACUGCACCUGAACGGGGACAGGCUGCGUAUCUAAACCAAUCCUUCCCUCUAGUCACUUUCCGAGGCUUCCAUGCUUCGACUUUUCUGAGAUUAUCCGAUGCCAGCGGUAAGAAGGAGGGAGAGGAAAAGUCUAAGGAUGGUGAAGAACCUAGUCAAGAACCCAAGGAAGGAGAGGGCGAACAAAAGGAAGAGAAGGAGAAGAAGGAAAAGAAGAAGGAAGAGGCACCUCCACCCCCACCUCACGGAGAUAAAUCGCCUUUUGCUGUCUUCGUUGAAACCCUGCAAACCGAAUUCAAGAAAUCUAAGGAGUGGAACGAGUCAACAAAGGCCAUCGCAGACCAAGCCCAGCAGUUCACCGAGUCGGACGCUGUGAGAGCAGCCAGAGAGGCAUAUGAGAAAUCAUCAAAGGUCGCGGGGGCUGCCACAUCAGCUACUGGUGAAACUCUAAAAAAGGUUGGUGGUGUUAUUGGGAAGGGUGCUCAGUGGACUUGGGAGACUCCGGUCAUGAAGGCGGGUAGAGAUGCUGUAAAGGCUACUGGCCAAGGUGUCGAAAAGAUGACCAGGCCGAUUAGAGAAACAGAGACAUACAAGACGGUCAAAGGCAACGUCCAGGAAGUAAUCGAUGAUGGCAGUAGCAGUAGAUAUGGUGGUUACGUCGAGCGAGAGGAGCGAAUGCGUCAGAGAGAACUCCGGGAAGCUAAGAAGGGACCAGGCAGGAAGCAUGAGCCCAUGGUAGAGGACCCCGAUGCUGGCACCAAUGUCACUCUCCACAAAGAUGCUGCGUGGAAAGAAUCAUGGCGGGAUUUCAGAGACAGCAACAAGUUCAUGCAAUCGAUCUUCACUCUCCGAAAGCAAUACGAUGAAUCUGAGAACCCCUUCAUAUCGACAACCAGGAACAUUGCAGACAGGGUAGCCGGGUUUUUCGCUGAGAACGAGACCGCUCAAGUCAUCAAGAAAUUCAAGGAAAUGGACCCAAGCUUCCAGCUCGAACCAUUCCUGCGGGAGCUUCGAGAAUGGAUCUUGCCAGAAGUUUUGGAUGCCUAUGUCAAGGGAGAUGCUGAAAUAUUGCAGCAAUGGCUGUCUGCUGCUCAGUACUCAGUUUACUCCGCGCUUUCCAAUCAAUACAAGACGGCGGGGCUUCGGUCUGAUGGGAGAGUCUUGGAUAUCCGUAACGUCGAUAUCAUGCACGCGAAGCUGUUGGACCCCGGCGAGAUCCCGGUCUUUAUUGUUACCUGCCGUGCCCAGGAGGUGCACGUCUACCGAGACAUCAAAUCCGGCAAUCUGGCGGCUGGUAUGGAGGACCGUGUACAGCAGGUCACCUAUGCCAUUGGCUUGACUAGGCUUGUCGAAGAUAUCUCUAACCCCGAGACUGGCGGCUGGCGGCUGAUUGAACUCCAGUGA
This is a messenger RNA of Orbilia oligospora ATCC 24927, 1536 nucleotides long. RefSeq lists its product as uncharacterized. The record is from RefSeq and is a predicted model, not a curated record. The coding region runs from base 1 to 1536 and encodes 511 amino acids. The transcript is spliced from 2 exons. Gene Ontology annotation, biological process: protein import into mitochondrial matrix. Gene Ontology annotation, molecular function: protein-folding chaperone binding. Gene Ontology annotation, cellular component: mitochondrial inner membrane. Lineage: Eukaryota; Fungi; Ascomycota; Orbiliomycetes; Orbiliales; Orbiliaceae.